Molecule: messenger RNA, 318 nt
Organism: Episyrphus balteatus (marmalade hoverfly)
Lineage: Eukaryota; Metazoa; Arthropoda; Insecta; Diptera; Syrphidae
Exons: 1
Coding region: 22-243 (73 amino acids)
Source: RefSeq, a predicted model, not a curated record
UUAUAAAUAAAUUAAUCAACAAUGAAAAAAGCAAAAAUUAAUCGCAUUACAAUUCUUGACAAACUCCACCGAGGGGCAGUUUAUGCCUGCGUCGGUGUCACAUUGUAUGGAACAUUUUUACUAGGCCUCCGAGUUCAUCGUUUCUUUACCGUUGUUAAACCAGAAAGACAGCGUCAAGAACUCAAGAUGAUCGAAGAAGGCACACUCGAAAAUGUCGACAAAACACCCGAAUUAAAAUACUAAAAAUUGUUUAUAAAUUAUUUUUUAUUAUUUAGUUUUUUAGCAAAUAAAUAAAAUUUGAAUGUUCUACAAGUAAAA